AUGGCCGUCCGAUCGAGGUCGUCCCUGCGCUUCUCAGUGCGACGGGAUGACAAUGCCUCUGGUCAUGAUGACGACCACCACCAGGACAACCACGACAACACUCUGCCGUCUUCUCCUCCCCCUGCAAAGAGGCCUCGGCUUCAGCAGCAACAGCAGCAGCAGCAGCAGCAACAGCAACGUCGUCAGCCACCUUCGUCCCGCCGUCGCAAGAGCUCUCCCGACUUACUUGACACUACUAUUGAAAACUCCAGUCAUCGUGUUCCCCCGUCAUCCAAAAACCCCCAGAUCGUGCGACAGGCCGGUCAUUCGCCUGUCCCUCCGCCGCCGCACUCAUCUACGCGCCAGCCACCUGCUCCCUCCACUGCCGGCGACAGCGCACCCUCCUCAUCCUCGUCCUCGUCGUCCAACUCCGCCCGUGUUCCGCUCCCCGGCACCCCGCACACUACGGGACGAUCUCAUGAGCACCAUCGCACUCCGCUUUCGGCUUCUGCCGCGCUGUAUAUGCGUGGUGGUGGUCGCGAGUCGCCGGAUCCCUUAGAUAUCAUCUCUCCUGCCCCUACCAAGGCCAAUUCGCAGCCUCGCAAAACACCCACUACGUCCACUCCGACCUCUACCACCCGUUCUACGCGCCGGUCUCGCCCGCAGCAAUCUGUCGCAUCGGACGCGGAUGCGCAGAAGCCCUCUGAACAGACGAGCAGUAGGCGGAAACCCCACUCGGCCAAUCCUGAGACGGAAACGCAAUCGCAGCCUAAGGAGGAACCCGCGCAUCCCAGUCCAGCCGCACCAGAACAGCGCCGGUCGCUUCGUUCCAAGGACAGUAAUUCACGGCUGCGGAGCGAACUGGCGUCGUAUUUCUGGAACUAUGAACAGAUUCUGAGUCUGGAUCCUCCGAAGACUGUGGAACUACUGACCGAGAACACCACGAUCAAGUUGAUUGAUGACCUGGCCGAGCCUCUUACCACCAUACAAUCCUCUGCUCCCGACUCCGAGUCCCCGUUUGGGAACCCUCUGUUGCAGCUCCAUGACUGCGAAAAGAUAUCUCUGCCGGAGCCAGAGUCGGAGCCGAGUUCAGACGCUGCGCCCGGAGAUGUCACGGAGCAAGACCCUCUCAAUGAAGGAUACUAUUUCCGCGCCCACCGGAGAAUGGAGCGGCAGGAGAAACAGCUCCGGAACAUCGAGCGCGAACGCGCCCAGCAUGAGAAGAUGCAGCUGGAGCGUCUAUUAGACGAGCUCAAAGGCCACGACUGGCUCCGUGUGAUGGGUAUUACUGGUGUGCAGGAGCACGAGAAGAAGCUCUACGAACCCAAACGCGACUAUUUCAUGAAAGAAAUCGCAGGCCUGAUCGAGAAAUUCCAAAUCUGGAAAGAAGAAGAGAAACGCCGGAAGCUCGAUAAGGACAAGCCCUCGCUCCGCGCCGAGAUAUCACCAUCCACCGCCCCCACGAGCAGAGACCGCACCACCUCCCAGAAGCGCAAACUCAGCGAUCGCACCCCGGAUACUAUCGCCGAACGACCAACCCACAACGGUGCCGCCACCUCCGACGCCGAAAGCGACGGCGAACCCCCAGACCCAAGCGACGUGGACGCCUGGGCCGCGCACCAACUCCAGCAGGAAGCCCGCUCCGCGACAGCCGGCAAACGGCCCAAACCAUCGACCGAAGCCCUACGACGCCGCAAAUCCUCCGCCAACAAAUCCUCCACCGCACCGCCCGCUGUCGCAAAACCAGCAACCCCUCCCCCUCCCGAUAAACCCUUCACCUCAUUCUACGCAAAGCCUCAUCUGCGCGAUGCCGCGCUCUCGCCGCACCGCAAGGGCCGCGUCCGCCUGGCGUUCGGCCACCCCAUCCCCAAGAUGGAGGUGCGCGAAUUCCAGCCGCCUGCGGAUAUCCUGACGCCCGAGGCGAUCGACUCCUGCCGCAGGAAGCGGAGACGGAUGAGAAGGGAAAGUCGCGGCUGA
Aspergillus fischeri NRRL 181 is the source of this 1956-nucleotide messenger RNA. RefSeq names its product acetyltransferase SAS4-like domain-containing protein. Bases 1 to 1956 code for a protein of 651 amino acids. The transcript has a single exon. NCBI's taxonomy places the organism in Eukaryota, Fungi, Ascomycota, Eurotiomycetes, Eurotiales, Aspergillaceae. Gene Ontology annotation, molecular function: histone acetyltransferase activity. The record is from RefSeq and is a predicted model, not a curated record. Gene Ontology annotation, cellular component: SAS acetyltransferase complex.